Salpingoeca rosetta is the source of this 1498-nucleotide messenger RNA. RefSeq lists its product as uncharacterized. Gene Ontology annotation, biological process: mitotic spindle organization. Gene Ontology annotation, cellular component: cytoplasm; centrosome; dynactin complex. The record is from RefSeq and is a predicted model, not a curated record. NCBI's taxonomy places the organism in Eukaryota, Choanoflagellata, Craspedida, Salpingoecidae. Bases 113 to 1279 code for a protein of 388 amino acids. The transcript has 13 exons.
CAACAACAGCUCAACGAACGAUACCCAGCCAGCCAGCCAGUGUUUGUGUUUGCUUGGCUUCUUGCAUUGCUUGACCCCUCUUGUGGUACAUUCAGAACAGCAAUAAAAAGGCAUGAGUGGACAGCAGCCGGAGGUGUUUGAGACACCUGAUGUGACCUACGAUGAAGAGGGUCCCAUUGGCCAGUCACAAACGCCAGAGGCAGAGGCAGAUCCCGCCCUGGAUGUGACCGAGCCCAACAAGGCAGACGCCUACAACAAAUUCAAGGGCACAGUUCUCGAUGCAUCAGAAGCAGAUUUCAACAGUGACAAGAACACAGGCUAUCGCACAUUGCAAGUGGCGGAGCACGGCGCGCUCGACGAAUCUGUGCAGGAGCGCUUCCAUCGCCUUCAGAUUGAAGUCACGGAUUUCCUGCAGCAAGUGCAGCGCAUGAAGGAUGCACAGGACGGCCAGUCGCUCGUGGACGACAGCGGGCCAUCUCUCGCCACCAUGGCCAGCCAGGUGCAAUCGCUGAACGAGCAGCUGCAGCAGGUCAAGUUGGACGAAAUCCUUGGCGCCCGCUCUGCUCCGCUCGACAGGGCGCCGGCCCACGACAAGGAAGUCGCAACACGGCUAGUUGCUGAGGUGGAGAAGAUUAAGGGCACAAGCACACAAGCACCGGAAGCUGCCAAACAGGGAGGCGGGGAAAUCACGUACACGCUGCACUACACGCCAGAGCAGGCCAAGUACCAGCAGCUGUCGCGGGUGGCGGAGUUGGAGCAGCGUGUGGCCCAGCUGGAACACCUCGUCGGUUCACAGAGCAUCACAACCAUCGGUGCGUUUCUUGGGCUGAAGGAGCCCACCUUGAAGGCCGCUGUCGACGCAUUGACACAAAGGGUGUACGGCAUCUCGCCGCAGAGCCUGGACAACCUGAACCUGCGGUUGGCGUCGCUGUCGAAGAAGCUGGACGAGGUCGCCGCCAAGUCCAAGGACCUCGCGCUCAAGGCCGACGAGAAGCAGAAGAUUGAGGAGUUGUAUGCCCUGACGCAGCAGUGGAGCGGCGUGUCCGGUGCGCUGCCGGCGAUUGUGGGCCGGCUUCGCGACCUGCAGAGUCUUCACGAGCAAGCAGCAGACUUUAGCGCCACCCUUACGCACAUGGACCAGGUGCAGACCAACAUCAAGGACCAGCUCGCCAUGCAGGGCGUCACGCUCUCCACGCUUGAGAAAUCGCUCAAGGAGAACACAACGACCAUCCGUGACAACAUGGCCUCGCUCGAGCAACGCCUCGCCGCCCUCUCCUGAACUAUCGCUGGUGCACAUAACCCACACACACGCGCGCACGUGCACACGCGCGCACGUGCACACUCGUGCACGCAUUUUUGGAGCAGCAUGACGUGAUGUUGUGUCAUCGCCAAUUGUCGACAUUUCUUCUUCUUGUUGUUGUUCUUCUUCUCCCACCGACACUUGCUUCUCUUUCUUUUCAUCUCGCUUCCAUGAAAAUGAACCCUCAUCGACCCCACA